Rotaria sp. Silwood1 is the source of this 1240-nucleotide messenger RNA. The record is from the annotation of a GenBank genome assembly. Lineage: Eukaryota; Metazoa; Rotifera; Eurotatoria; Philodinida; Philodinidae.
AGGAGAAAUGUGCGUCACUCUGAAAAGAAGGUAUUGUUCGAUAAAAAACAAAAAUCAUUCUUUGUUUUCAUAGUCCAAUGAAAGCGUCAGAAGGAAAUAAAAGAUGAUGACGAAAUCGUUAUUUUACAUUAAUAGUGGUAGCUUACUGUGUCACACAUACUAAGAACUUGUUGAAUGCAUUUUUAAAGGGUCCGAACUAGCCAGUCCCAUUUUAAAUAUGCCUGGUUACCAAUCACAAGACACUGAAAAAGUGAAUAUGUAUGAAAGUGUGAGUGAGUGUAGGGGUAUGAGGAUUUCUGUUCUUUGACUGCCGUUUCUAAUACAACGGGAAUCAACUAGAGAGUUCGUUUUCACUCAUUUUCGAUCCUCUGGACAUGCUUAGACAUAUCUAGUCUUUCAAUUUGUUUUAAGACAUUAUGGGUUCACGAGUUUCUAGGAACAGAAACCCACAGCGGGCUUCGAGUUCCUGCGAACGUAACCCGAAACUGACAUCCCUAGGUGAAUGUGUGCAAUGUGGGAUGUGGGGUGUAGAUGUAAAAUGUGAAUUGUGAGAUGUAGAGUGCGUAUGUGAAGUGUGAAGUGCCGGUGUGAAAUGUAGGAUGUUGAUUAUGGCGUCUUAAUGUCGUUGCGGAUAGAUGUAGGUGUGGGCGUAUCGUGUAAAGACUUCACAUGCAGCGACGAGUGUUCUCAGGUACAAAUCGACAUCCACCUUUGCAUCCCGUCCACAUCCGAGCCCUAGUUACAAGCACUCAAAGACUCCUAGACCCUUCAGCACAAUCACACCCACAUCCAUGCCAACCCACUCUAGUGUCGGGCGUAACCAAAUUUUUUGCUCACGGGCAUAGCCCUGCUUUUUCGAAAACUGAUGACCCGGCGAAGGGGGGGAGGGGCGUGUAGUGCGGUGAAGGUUCAUCUAUCUCUCCCUAGUGCUGAGACCUCGACAUUAGAUAAUCAUUUUAGUACCCGUGACUACCCCGUGAGUCACGGCGGUCAAGUAGGGCACUAACCUACACUCAUUCUUUUAGUAAUAAUUUUAUAAAGGAUAUUAUGAUCAUUCAGUGUAUAUUUAGAAUUUAAUGAUGAAACAUUUUGUAUUUUUUGAACAUCAGGAUCUUGAUUUUGAUGUAGGUAUAAUGUAUCAUGUUCGAAUGAAAUGUUAAUGUCAUUGAGGAAUGAAGAAGAUGUAAUAGGUGAAGUAGAUCAAGAUGUAGCAGGUGAUGGUGUUGUUAUGGAAGAAUGA